Molecule: messenger RNA, 1413 nt
Organism: Thamnophis sirtalis
Lineage: Eukaryota; Metazoa; Chordata; Lepidosauria; Squamata; Natricidae
Source: RefSeq, a predicted model, not a curated record
AUGGCCACCAAAUGGUGUCUGGCCUCCAAAGGCCCCACACCAAAGCCCAAAGUCCUUACCAGCGGCCAGGAGCAAGCCACACCCACGGAAGGCUUCCACGAAGCAGAUGGAGGCAAGUGUGGGAAGGACGCAACCGGGGAACGGAAGCUGCUGAGCAUGGAGCUGGACAAGGCUACGGGAUCGCUGCUCCUGGCCUUCCCGCCCUGCGUUGUGCGGGCCCCUGUGGCCAGGUGCCACCAGCACUCCACCUGUAUGAACAUUCCCGGCUCGGCCGUCUGCGCAUACGACAUGGGCCAAAUUGCAUCUGUUUUUGAAGGUCGCUUCCGGGAACAAAAAUCUCCCGAAUCCAUUUGGACCCCGGUCCCGGAAGAGCUCGUUCCCAAACCACGGCCCCUUCCAACCCUGUUAUUCCAUGUUAUUCCUACAGGCCUGGUGACCGAAAGCUUUGUGGAUGAACCCAAUGGGCUGGUGUCCGUCAACUUGCUGGUCAUCUCUUCUGUGGCUGCCUUCGUCAUCGGAGCGGUGAUCUCGGGCUUUAGCGUCUGCUGGUUCAUCGGACAUCGAGACCGCAAGGAACUGGCUCGCCGCAGAGAUAAGGAGAACAUCCUUGCGCAUGGAGAAUCCGUGGUCAGCGUCAGCCGGCUGGGAGAUCGGCGCUCCCGGGGACCCGGCGGCCAACCGGAGAACUUGUUGGCUCCGCUCAUGCAGAACGGGUGGCCCAAAGGACUGAUUAAGAUGGGCCCACAUGACCUCGAUUCAGGGGUACUCCCCACUCCAGAGCAGACCCCCUUGCAACAAAAGCGGUACCCCAAGCCGUGCAGCUGGGAGUACAGCCACAAUCUCAUUAAUGCUUCCCUGCGCGGCGGAGAGCCGCCAUCCUCGGUUAUCCUUCUCCAUGCGGGACACACCGCGGUGCCGUCGCACCUGAGUUCUGGACGAGUCAUCCCCAUUUCCUGCCAGACCGUGUUGAUGGACCAAGAACUGGACAGCGAAGGAGCAGACCUCUCGCUAGACAUGCGCUAUCUCCCAGUUAGCGGUGGCGAGGGACCGAGAAGUAUCCAAUCGCAGCCUGGCCCAUUGGCUCACCGACCUUGCGGGACUCGGAGCUCAUACGGCAGCGAGCUGCCGAUCACGCCGCACGACAGCCCGGAUCGGCGGCGGGUUGUAUCCGCUCCGACCGGGGACACAGGCAAUCAGUGGAACCCCGAGAAGCUGAACUUCAAUAGUAACAGCACGGGCAGCAAGGGGAGCGCUCACCUCAGGCGCACCCACACGUUCAACAGCGGGGAAGGUCAGGCCACCCACGCCCGAGCCCAGCGGACAUCGACGCCAGGACCUCAUCACACCCUCACAGACUACAGUCAUCUCUUGAAAUACAGUGGUGCAGAGCGGACUCCGUCUUCGGUCAAAUAG